Ictalurus punctatus (channel catfish) is the source of this 6827-nucleotide messenger RNA. Its product is annotated as zinc finger protein 91. Bases 213 to 4868 code for a protein of 1551 amino acids. Gene Ontology annotation, molecular function: RNA polymerase II cis-regulatory region sequence-specific DNA binding; DNA-binding transcription factor activity, RNA polymerase II-specific. Gene Ontology annotation, biological process: regulation of transcription by RNA polymerase II. NCBI's taxonomy places the organism in Eukaryota, Metazoa, Chordata, Actinopteri, Siluriformes, Ictaluridae. The record is from RefSeq and is a predicted model, not a curated record. The transcript is spliced from 2 exons.
ACCAAUCCUAGCGCAGAAGGAGGGAUCAGACGGAAUAGCGGUGGUAAAGAGCGACAGUCUGGGUUGUUUGUUGUGCUCCUCCUCCUGGCUGUGAUAAUAGGUCCUUUUCCCGCGAAAUGCUCUGUGCGUUUCCGUGAGAGACAGAGAGGGGAGAACAGAAGAAGAAAAAUAAUACAAGAGGAGAGGGAGAGGGCUUCGGCUUCCGGAGCAACAUGGCUGCUGUUUACUCGGAGAAACAGGCCGGGCUGCAAAUAAACAUCGAGAAUGUGUCGUCGGAAAAUGAGAAAGACUCGUCCCCGGAGAACAGCACAGACUCAGCGAGCUGUGAGAAAGACUUAAGUGUAGAAAACAGCGGUGUGGGAGGCGGCGUGAGAGCCGGCAGUCCUGCACCGGAGGCCCGAGAACACGCAGAAACUGCGGCAUUCAGCGGUGCGGUUCCUGCGAUCAGAAUCAAAGAGGAGCCGCCCGAGGACACUGAAUACGUGGCCGUGCAUUUGGACGAUGUCGAGGAGGAAGACUGGGACGAGCAGACCGGCAGAGGAGCACAUUUCGCGGGCAGAGAUGAAGGUACCGAGGGGGAUUGGCCAUUUUGCUGUGAAGAAAAGAGUGAGGCCUUUGGGAACAAGGAGGCAUACACAGAGCAUCGCCGGGAGCACACCCAUGAUGGCCCCAUAGUCUGUCUGGACACUGACUCCCAGUGGGACAAUCUGCUCGUCUCCACAGACGGAGGUCAUCAAACCUUAUGCUGUGCUCUGUGCGGUUGCAAAUUUUCAAACUCAAGAGAGUUUUUUACUCACCAGCUUAAACACCGUAAUGACAUCAUUAAACAGGAAUCGAUUUUGGAGACUGGUGAGGGUUUAUCAAAACAGAGAGUUUUUGAGUGCAAAGACUGUGGUAAGACGUACGCAUCAAUUGGCCAAUGCCUUAAUCAUCAGCGUUCACACAAGCAGGCCUCAAAAUCGGUUUUCCAUCAGUUGGACCAUUUAAAGAAAAAGUCCUUUCAGUGUCCCACCUGUGGCCGCUCUUACUCUCGUGCAUCGGCUCUUGAUGCACAUCGCCGUUGCCACGAGGAGAAGUUGUUUAAGUCAAGAAACAGCGAAGGCGAGAAAAACCUAGCUGAUGAAGUUGCAAUUAAAACUGAAGACACCGCUGACACAAGUUCUGAACAGCUAGAGGAGUCGCCAAAAAAACAUUUUGAGUGCUUGGACUGCGGAAAAUCUUUUCGCACUAUGUGCGGCCUUGGGACACACCAGAGAUUCUCUGUCAACUGUUCAAGCACUACAGUUAAGGUGCGCGUCAAGCGUUCGUUUGACUGCACCGAAUGUGGAAAGACUUUUCACCGUCCUAUGGCAAUGGCAUGUCAUCAACGUUGGCAUAAAAGAAAAGAGCAGUUCCAAGGUAACGACCAGCCACUUCAGUGUAAGGAAUGUGGCAAGGUUUUUACUUCAUUAACAUUCUACAAUAAACACCAGCGAAUGGUUCAUAGUAAAGAGAUGCCAGCCAAGAGUUUCCUGCAUCAAGUCUUUCAGCUCCAGAAGAAGGCUUUUGAAUGCCAGGAAUGUGGUCGUCGGUUUUCUCGCGCUUCUGCGUUGCAUUCACAUCAGCUCUGUCACACCGAUGUUUUUGGUGAGAUUAUGGAGGGGAGUUCUCAAAAGUCCAGUUCAGAACAAACAAUCGUCUCCGACCAGAAUAACCAAGACAAGGCUGCAGAUUUUGCUGGAGCCACAGUGUAUUCACAAAAUGUAGUGCAAACCAAUGUUUUAGUAAAAGAAUUGAGGCGUGACGGAACAUUUUGCACAGAAGGUCAUAAAGUAGAUGAUUUUAAACCGCUCAACAUAGCAGCUUCUGACUGUCAUAGACGUGACCAUGGCUCCCAACAAAACCCUGAUCUUGAAUUGGUGUGCGAAUCAGACCAGGAGGAGAAAGACUUUAACUUGAACCCAUGCAAAGAAACCGUGCUCUCUUCUCAGCCUGGAGAUCUAGAGAUCGAUGUUGUACAGAUAGGCUGUGUGAAUUUCAGUGAGGGAUUAGGGAAGGCAGAGAUAGACCAAAGUCCUUCGCAAGAGGCUAAGAAGUAUGAAUGCUCAGAGUGUAAUCGGACAUUUGAUAAGGCAGUUUCUUUGCGCUGUCACAUGUUAUGGCACAGAGGAGGAAUGGGGAAAAAGUCACGUUACUGGAGAAAAAUUCACACCACAAAUCCCAAAAGGAAAGCUUUAAUCAAAUGUGAGAUUUGUGGCCAUGAAAGUUUCACCAAGGCUUCUCACUACGUUCAUCUGGGAAAACACGAAGACAGAAAACCCUACAAGUCUAUUAUGUAUCAGCUUGCAAAUCUGCAGAAAAACGGCUUCAAAUGUGACCUAUGCGGAAUGCAAUUUUCUCGCCUGUCUGCUCUGCAGUCUCAUCAGCAGCAUCACAACAAACGGAAGAAACCUUAUGAAUGCUUACAGUGUGACAAAAGCUAUUCAAACCUCAGUACUCUUAGCAACCAUCGGAAAGUUUGCAGUGGUAAGGAACCUCUUAAAACCAGUGACGAAGACAGAAAGACGGAGCAGUUUAAUCCAAGUAAGACACUAUUGGGUCCCAAAGUUCAUCAUUGUAAAAAAUGUGGGAAAGGAUUCUGGUCUAUGGGAGCCCUCUUUCAUCAUAAACAGUAUCAUCCGCAGUGUGCCGACGUUAAUGCUAGCAGUUCAGGAGCCACCCUUACCUCUGAAAAUGGACAUGCAAGACGCAAGAGGCGAGGUCAUAAGAGGGUUAUGAUGAGUAGUCACAAUCAUAAACCUCACGUAAUGUCUGAUCGCAUCAAAUCCAAAUUGUAUAAAUGUGAUGUUUGCGAUAAAUCCUAUCGUGUUAUAGGCUGCUUUCUUAAACAUAAGCUUCUCCACCAAAACCAAGGUAUCCCACCUCCAGUAAAGUCGUUUGACUAUCAGGUUGAACAACUGCAAAAGAACAUGUAUAGAUGUCCUGACUGUGGAAAAAACUUUUCUCGUGCCAUGGCACUUCAGUUCCAUAUGAGAAGUCACGGCUAUGAAACAGGCCUUCCAAUGGAACAAGCAAUGCUGUCCACCAAGUCUGAUGGGCUUCAGUGCCCAAUCUGCCAUGCUGUUUUCAACUGUGAGUCGUCACUAGAAAUUCAUCAAAAACACUGCUCAACAGCCAAAGGGACAGACGUGGACAUGUGUCGAGAAGCGGAACGGGACAAUCUUGGUGCACCUAAAGAAAAUAAUGUUCAAAAACAGACGCAUGCAGAUGUAAAAGACAUGUCUGAAAAAGAACUCAAAAUACCAUCCUUUACAUCUGACAUGAAAUAUGCAUGUGAUGACUGUGGCAGAAGCUUUUCUGUUGUAGGUGCACUUAACUUUCAUAAGAGAAUUCACCGUAAAUCUCCCAUUUCCAUUGAGUCACAGUCUGAAUGUGUAAAUGUGUCGCCCAGCAAACCUGAAGAGCCAACAGCCAAGGCUCCAUUUUUCUGUACAGAAUGUGGGAGGAAAUUUUCUACUAAUUCUGCCCUCGGUACACACCGGAGAUGGCAUAAAGACAAGAAAUUGGCCAAAUUUAUAUUAAAGAGUAGUAAAAUGUCAAGGAAAAAUAUGGAGAAUGGUCCUUUUUUGUGUAACUUGUGUGGGAAGGGAUUCUUCUAUCUAUGUGUUCUCCGUCGGCACCAGAAAUAUCAUCCACCGAUUGUGGCCCAGCCUGAUCCUGAAGUAAAUCUUAAAAUGACUGAUCUCCUCAGCAAUGCUUCUCCAAAGAGCAGCUUAGACUGCCCAGACUGUGAUGCAUCUUUCCUUAGUGGAUCUCUCUUAGCAGCCCACUUUGCCUCCCAUCAUGCCAAGCCACCUGUGGUUAAAGCUAAGCAACACGUACAGGAGCCCCCACUUGGUGUACAAGUCUCAGAUAAUCCUAUUAUACCAAUCAGAAGCUCACCCACAGCUGCCAUGUUGGCAGUUGGAGGAGACAAACCAAAGAUAAAAUACCACUGCCUCCAGUGUAACAAGAAAUUUGUAAAUGCAAGAGGUCUUCGUGCACACAAAUGGCAGAAGCACAGGAAGACCAGAGGGCGACCACCAGCAAGCAUGAAUGGAGGCAUAAAACCUUUUCCUUGCUCAUGGUGUGAUAAGCGCUAUAGAUCACAAGGAGCCCUGCAGAACCAUGUACGGUCAUGCACUGCAAAUAACAACAGAAAUCUGAAACAACCACAUAAACCAGACGUAGUGAAGGAGCCGCCAUUACAGCAUAGGGCUUUAGAGUCCGGUGCAAAGUGCCUCUUCAAAUGUAAUAAAUGUGGUAAAGCGUUUCCCACUGAAAAGCAAUUGGAUGCUCAUAAAGAAGCCACAAAGACACGCCCUCACUGUUGUGCGCUAUGCUGUCGUGGCUAUUGGACUGAAUCUCAGCUACAGCAGCAUCUCAUUUGGCACGAUGAAGUACGGCGACGUCUCCCAGCUGAUCUUCGUUACAGGCUUAACAGCUCUGUAGUGUCAGGAUCUUCAGCUAAACUCCUGGUCUCAAGCACAAACCUGGUAUCCCCAGCGAAACUACCUUCGACUGGUGCUAAUUUGCAGAUGGACAAAAAUUACAAAUGUCACCAAUGCAGCAAAAUGUUUAUUUCCCCACAUGCACUCAAGGAGCACCAGGCUCUCCACAAGAGUGAGGAGCCUUAUCUUUGCUCUCUUUGUCCAAAGACAUUUGCUGAGAUCAGAGAUCUCAUUGAUCAUCACCAGGAAUGUUUGGGUCAUGAAGAAUUAGGAGCCACUCCUUUACCUGCUUCUCCUCGAGAUACAGAGAGCCUGACAUGCAUUGAGUGUGGGAUUUCUUUCAAUCAGGAAACAGACUUGCAUCAGCAUUACAUUGAUCAUGCACGUGGAGAAUUCUGAGUUCUGAUUAAUUGAAGUUUAAUUAGCCUGAGGUAGUUUGCUCACAAAUUUCCUUUACUUUGUUUUUGGUUGUUUUGGGGUUUGUUUGUUUUUUAAAUGCAGAGAAAUUAACUACAGUAGUUCUAGUGUGUGCAGAUGAAUUGGCUCUAUUAGAUGCUAUAUAAUACCACUAUAAUAGCCUGUUAUGUGACAUUUGCUGCACUUAAAACAAUAGUCAUCACUGCAGAGAUUUUAUACACAUGCUCAGUUUUCAGAAUGCAAAGUAGUGACAAAUAGUUGUAAUCAAGCAUUUUCAAGCUUUGCUGAUCAUUUAAUGAUAAUUUUGAAAGAAAAAGAAGCCUGUUCUAAAGAAGAAGCCUGUCCUUGUAAAUGUUUGAAUGCUGUUGCUUACUUUAGUUAUUCAGCAAUAUGACUCAUUGUGAUAUUAAUUAAGUAGAGAUAUUAUAUAUCCAAAAUGUAGUCUAUGAUGAAUUUUUUUUUUGUAAUAUUAAACCUCGUGGCAUUUUAACUGAAAUAAAGGUGAUGCAGUGUGUAACAGCAAUGUUUGGAAUUAACGUAUGGAGUUUGCCCUGUUAUUUAGAUGUAAAUAUACAGCUCUGUGCAAAGGUUUUAGGCACAUGUGAAGAAAUGCUGUAGAGCAAAGAUGUCUUCAACACAUUGUAAAGAGUAGUAAAUGAAAAAAAGAAAGUCAGUAUUUAGUGUAUGGAAAAAAAAUAAAAAGAGUAGUCUCCGGUACAAUUUGUGCAGUUUUAGAAGGAAAUGAGCUGUAAGUUUUAUUGAGCAUCUUGCAGGACGGGAUAUGGUUCUUCUGGGGACUUGGACUGUCGUAUUUGUGUCUUACGUGCUGGUCUCUUACGUGCUGCUUUCUUUAAUGACCUACAAACAUUUUCUGUAAUAUUUAAUUUUGUGCUAGAAAACUAAUGGUUGGGAAUCUAACGUUUUUGUACCGAUUUGAUAAUGUAGAAGUCAUAAAAUAAAAUCUAUAACAAAGUUUGUACAUAAAAAAAAAAAAAAAAUAGGAUGCCUAAAACUUUUGCACAGUAUUGUAUAUGUAUACAUUUUUUUGGUCACCUACAUGCACUGGUGGUCUUGUCAUCUACUGUAUAUAAUUAAUUGUUUUCACCAGUUUUUGUGUUGAUAUUCGUCCUUGUGAUUAAUCAGAAUUAGCCUUGACUCAGCCAGACUGGUGAUAACAAAUAAUACAUUCAUUUUGAAGUGACUAGUUUGAAUUAAAUGCAGUUCAGUGGAUAUUUAACAUUUGGAUUUCAUUAUGAUGAAAUGUUUUGACCCCUUUUAUGGAAAAUUUGACUGGACCUUCAAGGACUCCUCAUGUGAAUUUAACAGGUGGCUCAUGUCUUUCGAGCAACUUCUUUUAAAUAAAUAAAUAAAUAAAUGACUGAAAAUAGCAGAGUGUUUCGCAGAGGUUGUAAUUAAUUUGCGUUUGUGCUGUGCAUAGUAGCAUAUGCUCAGUUUUCCACAUGUGUCCCUACUCAUGGACAAUUAUUUUCCAAUAGCAAUGCUUUUUAUUGUUUGUAGCUGUGUUUUCUCUGUGGUAAAACUCUUGACAGUACAAACCCAAAUCAUGUGUGUAGUGUGUUUACUGAUUAUACCUUAAAGCCCAAACCUAUUCAGAAAUGCUUUUAAAUUACUCGCUGCUUAAUAACUUUUUUACAUUGGUUUCUUGUCCAGUAUGUUUAUCGUUUGCCGUGAGGAAGCAUUUAAAAUGAAUGUAGAUAUGACUGCUAUUCACAUAUAGUAUCUUUUCUUAGUGUUUUACCUGUAUGUAUUUAGACCUGAUUUUUUUCCCCCUCUGACAAUGUUGAAUGACGUUAGAACAGACAUCUCUUACAGAGGCAGGUUGUCUUUGUUGGAAAGGAAUUCUGCUGUAAUUAUGUGUAGUGUAUUUAAGUACAUGAAAUGAUUCUACGAAGAUGAGUGAAUAAACCUCUGAAUAUGCAA